Lates calcarifer (barramundi perch) is the source of this 3302-nucleotide messenger RNA. RefSeq names its product coiled-coil domain containing 40 (gene ccdc40). Bases 106 to 3045 code for a protein of 979 amino acids. Gene Ontology annotation, cellular component: cytoplasm; cilium. Gene Ontology annotation, biological process: heart looping; epithelial cilium movement involved in determination of left/right asymmetry; axoneme assembly. The transcript is spliced from 19 exons. The record is from RefSeq and is a predicted model, not a curated record. NCBI's taxonomy places the organism in Eukaryota, Metazoa, Chordata, Actinopteri, Centropomidae.
UGACGACUGGUAAUGAUUUUAUUACGCGCCGCCUCCAACGGAAGUUUACAGUUGCCUAGCAACGUCUGUGCUGUGGUUCAUCAGUGACAGUGCCUCGGUGGUCCAAUGCAGAGCCCUGAAGGUGAGGGAGGUGAGGGAGCCUGGGAGGAGGCACGGUCCAGCCAAGAUGACAAGGACACCAAGCUACAGGAGGAACUUGAUAAAGAAGCAGAGAACAGGGGAGCAACUGUCCCACCUGAGGAUCAGACAGGACCAGAGGCUGAUGACUCUGCCCCUCAGCCUCACCCUGACCUCAGUGGUACAGAUGAAGACUUCCCUGUGGCCACACAUUUAGUGCAAGACAAUUUUCAUCUGGUUCCCAUGACAUCUCACCUCUCAAACCUUAAUACAUCAGAAGACAUGGAGGAGCAGGAGCCACUGCUGGAGAAUGAGGAAGAGGAAGAGUUCAUUUUUCUUGAUCCUGAACAUCCCCUGGUCAGAAGGCAACAAGCUGCCCUGAACAGCCAGCUGAGCAAGCAGCUGGAGAGGAUCAACCUACAACUGAAGGAAAAGCUGGCAAUGGAGAAGGCAGAUGCCAGCCAUGUGCAAGAGAAUGGUGUUGAGAUGUUCAGGCUUCAGGAGCAGCUGGCCAGACUCCAUGCUAGGCUGGAGGACCGUCAUCAGAUCAAAGCUCAGGCUGAAGCCAAACAUCGGCAGGCGCAGGAUCAGCUGGAGGCAACAAAGAGCCAGUAUUCCAGUACUGCCAGCCAGGCCAGCAAAGCCAAAGCCAAUGUGUCCCAGCUACAGGCGGAGAUUGACAACUUGAAGCUGCACCUCAUCUUCACACAGGGAGUUAGUGAAGAUCUGCAUUCUAAUGUCAAAGCCGUGAAGAAUGCUAGACGCAAAGCCGGAGCUGAGAAUGACCAGGCUGAAGAGCAGAAACUGAAGCAGGAUUUGUAUGUGGAGCGUCUAACAAAGGACAUGGAGAGACUGACGCAGCAGAUAGCCAUGUAUGAGGUCCAGGCCAGUGCUCAAGCAGAGGAGACACAGGCAGCCAAAGAGGCCCACACUGAGGCUGAGAUGGAAAUGCAGUCUCUGGUGAUGGUGCGUAAACAGCUGCUACAGCAGUGGAACAGCAGUCUGAUGGGUAUGAGGAGACGAGAUGAGGCCUUCAACGCAAUGCAGGAAGCUGUGCGUGCGACUGAGCACCAGGUGAUCUUACUGGACAGAGAGAUUGAGGGCUACAAGAAAUCCACCACUGAAGAGCAGGAACAAAAUGAGACACUGACCAUGCAGCUGAACUGGUCACAGAUGGACGUAGCCACCUCCAAAAAGCUGAUCAGUCAGAAGCAGGCCCAGCAAGAGGCUCUGCAGGCCCACUACAGCACCUGCCUCCGCACUCUGAGGGAGACAGAGCGCACCCUUGCCAGGCUCACAAAGGAAACCAGCACCUACCAGGCUGAAGUGAAUGAUCAGAGGAGGCAGUUGGAGAAAGAGAGUGCUGUGCGUCUGGAGUUGGAGGACAAGAUCAUGACUCACAUGCAGCAGAAGCUCACCCACAACAAGGCUGCCAAGUACUCCCAACGGCUCACCAGCAAGAUAACCGCACUCAAGAAAGAAAAGAUCUCUCACCUGUGGCAGCUGGAGAAUGAGGUGGUGGCUGUAAGACUAGAGAGCAGUGAGGUCAGCCAACAUCUGGACAGCCUGGCCCUCACUCAGGAGGCCCUAGAUGAGGAGAUCACAAAGUACAACAAGCUAAUCACAUCCAACCAGGCUAAGAUUUCUUCCUUCAUUACAACAGUCGGGCAGAAGCAGGCCACCAUCGCCAACUAUAAUAGAAAGAUCUCUCAAAUCGCAGCCAGCACUGGGCAUGAAGACCUGAGUCCUCUGCAAAUCAAGGUAGAGGCACUGAUGGCCCAGAUUGAAGAGCUGGCAGCAAGUAUUAAGAAUGACCAGCAGCUCUGGAUGAGACGACAGGGGACUCUAGUAGGACUGACCCAGGAGAUAGAAGCCAACAGAAAGGACAUGCUUAAACUGCAGACAGAGUACACUGGCAUGCAGCAGAAAAAAAUACGCUUGGAGAGUCAAAUUGAAGCAGAGCACCAAGAGCGGACAGAGCUGGAGAAGAAUGCAAAGAGUCUGAGGGGAGAUUUGGUGAAGCUCAACACCCUGCUCAGCAAGAACGGACAGCUCAGCCAUGCACUGGAGCAGGAAAAUGCUCUGAUAGAGACAGAUUUCCUUCACAGACUUAAGGAGGCAGAGCGUGAGUCAAUUGAGAUUCAGAUGAAACACGAGAAGACCCAGGAGGAAAAGGAGAGACUCCUCAACAGUCUGGUGGAGGCUGAACGGCAGAUCAUGCUAUGGGAGAAGAAGACCCAGCUUGUAAAAGAGACUCGUUCAGCUGUGGACUCUGAAGUGGGCCAAGGAGACAUCCAGAUCAUGAAGGCUGAGAUACACCGCAUGGAGGUGCGACUCAACCAGCAGAUGAAGCAGCAGGAGCGGCUGCUGCGAGAGAGCGAAGCAACUGUGGCAAGGAGGGAGACCAUUGUUCUCCGUAGAGAGGCCAUGAUCCACAGCUCCCAAAAACAAACAACAAAAGGCGAGCUGAACCGCUUCAUACAGGGCCUGCAGCGCAAGAUCCAGGACACACACAAGCAUGUGACAGAGUGUGAGCAGGUGAUCAGGGAGCUGCAGCAGAGCCAGAUGAGUCUGAGUGACAGGCUUGCACAGCAAAAGCAGCAGCUGAUGGAACUGUGCGGCACCAGCUACGUCCUUGACCCUGACUUUGUAAAUCUCCAGGAUACCAAAGACAGGAACCUAGCCCACCUGGUGGCUCUACAGAGCAGGACGAAGAAGCUGCAGGGGGUGUGUGAGGGCAGCUACAAAGCCUCGUCCACCAGCGAGUCAGUAGGAACCACUCUGCAAAGCCAGACAGAGCGUGUGCACACCACAAGCACCAUCCUGCACCGUGUGUGUGAGGAGUUCCCCCAGCACCAAGGGGCACUCCGCAGGCUGUCACUAGCUCUGGCAGCACGCGCACAUGUCCUGGAUAAGGAGACGUCCUGAGGAGAGGAGAGGUUAUAGGCAUGACAAUGAGUACAGGAGAGGAAAUGCAGAGGAUGGAAAGUGAGUAAAUAUGAGGUUAAGAUAAGAAAGUUUAGAUAAGUGAUAACUUGUGAAGAAUGAGAGGUAUUUAGUUUGGUGUUUGCAUUCUGUUAAGCUUUGAAAUGAAAAACUGAUUGUGAAACAGUGUUAUCAAAUAAACACUCAUGAAACCAGAGCAUAAACAAUUAAAUCUUUCUUGGUGUUUGGCUUUUUCAAUC